Diabrotica virgifera virgifera (western corn rootworm) is the source of this 1909-nucleotide messenger RNA. RefSeq lists its product as uncharacterized. The transcript is spliced from 4 exons. Bases 52 to 1908 code for a protein of 618 amino acids. Lineage: Eukaryota; Metazoa; Arthropoda; Insecta; Coleoptera; Chrysomelidae. The record is from RefSeq and is a predicted model, not a curated record.
CUCAGUUAUCAAAAUAUUUAAAAUGCCAAAUAUUUGUAAAAUUUUUGUGUCAUGCCAAAUAAUGUCUGUAUUUGUGGUAAAUCUCAUAGAGAAAAACCUAUCGUCAUCACUGUCACCGCCUGCCAGAACAGACAUAUUACCAGAGUCGCCCCAGCAAUUUUAUCAACAGUUAGCACAGAGCAAGAACUAUCACCAUACGACAAAGCCCUAAUAACGAUAGCAAAUUCAACCCCAAAACUAUCAGAACCCUCUAAAAGUAAAAUUAUUUCGGCCCAUACUUUGCCUAGUGAAAAACUUUUAGAUACAAUAAGUACUGAGCUUGAAUCCGUAUUUUUAUCAACACUUGACAGCAGACCAGAAUUACCAUGCAAUAAAUGCCUAAAAUCGAUAGCAACUUCAACUCCAAAACUGUCAAAAUCCCCUAAAAGCCAAAUUUCUGCCCAUAAUUUGCCUAGAGAUAUAGUCGUAGAUAAAACUGAUACAAGUACUGAUAUUUUUUCAGAUGAAUCCACAAUUAAGAACGAAUCUAAAACUGCUUCAAUUCCAGAAGAAAAAUGCAAAAAUGUUUCAGUUAACGCUCCUUCUACUGCUGCUUUGCAGCUUCCCCACUUAAUCCCAAGAUACCAUGGACCUGGUUGUGCUUUAGAAGUUUGUGUUUUAGAAAAACAUGACUUUAGUUGCAAAUACAAGAAACUGGAGAACGAAAAUGAAACUCGCAAUGUAUUGGAUGAUAAAGUAGGAAGUUAUGAUGUUAUUGGUAGAAUCAAGUACAAAACCUGUACCAAAGAAACAAAAGAGAAAGAGGUUCCUAGCAAACAGUGUAACUGUUGUCCAGCUGAUGAUAUACCGCCAGAAUGUCUUGGUCUGCCAAAAAAUGAUCAGACAGUCAUGUUUGCUUUUACUAACAAAGUGCGUAGCUCUAACUUCAAUUGGUUUGAGUAUAGAGAGAUGCAAUCGAAAUUUUCUGAAAAAUUUAUAUCAAAUUCAGCAAGCAAAUCUAGUUACCUUUUAAGACCCUGUACGAAGAAUAUUUACAAAGAAAAUAAAAGUCAAAUAACUUGUCCACUAAAGGAAAAAUCUGAGCAUUCAAGAAUAAAUAAGUCUUGUGGGGAUUCCGAAGUUGAAAAGUUGUAUUUUCAUGGAAAAUCUUGCAAAUCUUGCAAGGAAUGUGUGCUUGCAAAGAAUAUUUCCAAAGAAAAUAGAAGCCAAGUGACUUGUCAACGCCAGAACAAACCUAAGUAUGCAGAAGUAAAUAGCUUUUCUAGAGAUUCUGAAGUUGAACAGUUGUAUUUUCAUAGAAAAUGUUGCAAAUUUUGCAACAAAUUUGUGCUUGCAAAGAAUAUUUCCAAAGAAAAUAAAAGUCAAGUGACUUGUCCACUAAAGGAAAAAUCUAGGUAUGCAGAAGUAAAUAAAUUUUCUGGAAAUUCCGAAGUGGAGCAGUUGUAUUUUCAUGGAAAAUCUUGUAAAUCUUGCAACAAAUGUCUACUUGAAAAGAAUAUUUCCAAAGAAAAUAAAAGUCAAGUAACUUGUCCCUUUGCGAACAAAUCUAAGUAUGCAGAAGUAAAUAACUCUCUUGAAAAUUCCGAAGUGGAGCAGUCGUAUUUUCAUGGAAAAUCUUGCAAAUCUUGCAACAAAUAUGUGCUUGCAAAGAAUAUUUCCAAAGAAAAUAAAAGCCAAGUGACUUAUCCACUAACGAGAAAAUUUAAGCAUGCAGAAGUAAAUAAAUUUUCUGGAGGUUCUGAAGUUGAACAGUUGCAUUUUCAUGGAAAAUCUUGCAACAAAUGUAUACAAUGUGAUCAAAGUGUUAAUCGUAAAUGGUACCGUUCUUUGUUUUCUUAUCUUCGUAGAAUCUGUAAAAAACGUCCAAAGUCUCAAAAUAAAUUUAAAACAGUCUCUCAUUUGAAAUAAA